UGUACAGUCCGGGGAGCGGCUGCCGCACACUGUACAGAGAUCCGGGAGUGAGACCGGCUGCGGGACGGCGGGGACCCGGGAACUUACUGCGGGGACAGGGGGUCACUGCCGGAGCCAUGGGUGAGAGCGAGCGCCAGGGAAGGAGCAGCGCCGGGCACCACUAGAUCCUUACUAAGGAUCGGGAUCCACCUCUGCGCCCAGGGUUUGGGAUCCACUUCUGUACCGAGAGUUUGGGAUCAACUUCUGUACUCAGGGUUUGGGAUCCACUUCUGUACCCAGGGUUUGGGAUCCACUUCUGUACGCAGGAUUUGGGAUCCACUUCUGUACCCAACUUUGUACCCAGAGACAUCUGCCAGGAUUGCCCUAGUUCCAGUUCUUCUUUAGCUCUCCUGCAGGGAUCUCCUCCGGGGAUCUAGUGGAUCCACCAGCAUGGCCCUCUCCCAGCUGCAGUGCCUGGACAAUAACAAUGUCAACUGGAGAUCCAGUGAGACCAAGCCUGAGUUCUUCUACAGUGAGGAGCAGCGUCUGGCGCUGGAAGCCCUGGUGGGCUCUGGGCAGGACGCCUUUUAUGAUGUGGUCAAGAAGGAGAACAUCCGAGACUUCCUGUCCGAGCUGGAGGUGGUCGACAUCGAGGGCCGGGUGGAACCCUUUGAUCCUGACUCCAGCUAUCCCAGGAAAAGUGGGUCGGAUGGAGAAGGGGACCCCGAGGAGGGCGUAGAGCAUUCCUUGGAAUACUGGCCGGAUAGGUCGGACUGCUCCAUCCCGGAAUUGGAUUUGGGGUGGCCAGACACGGUGGCCUACAGAGGGGUGACCCGGGCAGCGGUGUACAUGCAACCACCCAUCGAUGGCCAGCCUCAUAUCAAAGAGGUGGUCCGGAAGAUGAUCACACAAGCCCAGAGGGUUAUUGCGGUGGUCAUGGACCUCUUCACUGACGUGGACAUAUUUAAGGAUAUGCUGGACGCAGGAUACAAGAGGAAGAUCUCGGUGUACAUCAUCCUCAAUGAGUCACAAGUGAAGUAUUUCCUACAGAUGUGCGAGAAGGCGCAAAUGCACAGAGGACACCUCAAAAACCUCAGGAUCCGUAGCAUCGGGGGAGCAGAGUUUUACACCAGAGUCUCAACCAAGUUCAGGGGAUCUCUAGGACAGAAGUUCAUGUUUGUGGAUGGAGACAAAACUGUAUGUGGGUCUUACAGCUUCACCUGGUCAGCAGCGAGGAUUGACCGAAAUCUGAUCACCGUGCUUUCCGGCCAAGUCGUGGAAACCUUUGACCGUCAGUUCCAGGAACUCUAUCUCUUGUCCAAAGGAGUCAGUUUAAAAAAUGUCACAAUGGAUAAUGAACCGGAACCGGAACCAGUGAUACAGCCGGCCUCUUUGCCCACUGGGCAAGCAGAAUCCAUUGCCAAGAAGAUGAUUAACCCCAAAUAUGCCCUGGUUAGUGUCAAGAGUGCCAGCGAGGCUGGCAAAGACUCCAAGAAAGAAGCCGAGCUUGCCAAGAAGAUGGCCCCUAGACCGCGCGUAAUGCCAGUAGAGCAGAUGUACGAGCAGCAGAUCCAUCCGGCUCUGCAAGACAUGGAAAGAGCCGAUAUGUUUCAGUAUCUCCCCACAUGGGUGGAGCCAGACCCGGAGCCGGGUAGCGAUAUCCUAGGAUACAUUAAUAUUGUUGACCCCAAAAUUUGGAAUGCGCAGCCAUCUCAGAUGAACAGAAUCAAGAUCUGCGACACUUCUCAAGCAACAGCUCAGUAUUUGCAGCAGACGAGGGAGAAUGAGAUCAUGAGGCAACGAUCGGAGAGUCCGUCAGCUAAGAACAUGUACAGGGAACCUAGCCAUGAACAAGAUGGUCGUAACCAGAGCACUUCAGACAUGGAGGCUGCCCAGAGUCCCAGCAGAGGUCAUCCUUUCAGAGAGAAUAGCCAAGAGCAUGGAUCCAUAGCCAGCUCUACAAAGAAUAGCCUAUCAAGGCAGGCCAGCCAAGAAGAACCAAUGCCAAGAGAAGAUGGUACAAUAAGGCAGCAUGAUGGUGAAGUAAUAGCCAGUUAUGAGACUCAGGAGGUACUUUCUCCACAGAAUUUCUCAGAAAGCAUAGCAACGCUGGCUGCCAACCACCACCUUGUGUCUAGGAACUCUAGUUCAGCAUCCGCCGGGGGCAAACCGCCUCCGGUGCCGAAACCCCGGACUUUGCAAGUCACAGACUUCAUUACCAUGAAGAACGCAAUAAACACUAGAUCGCUCCGAUCCAGCACAUCCACAGAUGAGAACACCGUGCCUUCUGUCAACGGGGUGGACGCUGAAGGAAGAGAAGCAGAGGAGAUCGACAUCAUCAUUGAGAGUGAACACAAUGCCGAAGACGAAGAUGACGCCGGGAUGUUCAGGUCGUGUCCUGCAGAGUAUUCGUCCAGUGGCUCUGGUUCUCUACCUCCAUCCAAUGCCUCCUCCAUGUCCGAGGAAUAUUAUCCAUCCGGGUCCUUGCACCGGAGGAGCUCCGAACGUAUUUCCAAUGGAGAACGGCCUCCACCCCACAGGAAGCUCAGUGACGGCCAUAUUAGUAGAGGAAGCUUCUUGAGUCCCCUCAACAUCUCCCAUUCCUUGAUGGAAAUGAAUCCUUCAGAAAACGGCAAGAAAAGAACCAUGCUGGAGGAGUAUGUUAUAUCUAGUAACCCCUUACAGAGGAAGGAUCGUCUUUAUGGUCUGGACAAUUCUCAGGGGAAACAACAUUUCCAUUACACCACAAAUGGCCCCACCGGAGGAUUUGACAGAUUCCACUCCCACCCUGGCAGCCGGAGCGUAGGCAGGGGCAAGAAGGAUCCUAUGGAAGGUCCCGGAGCGUACCGCCAUCUCAGUAGGAAGUCUGACAACCCGGGGGCUCGUCCGGGAUACUGGAACGGCAAGGACUAUGGGAGCGGCUAUACCAGUCCCCAUUCCCAGAGUCCCGUGCCACCUGACACCGUGACCACUCCGUUCGGAAUUCCCUAUUCUAAGUUAUCCCAAGCCAAACAUCUGAAGAACAAGAUAGGAGCUGGCAGCUUGGACUCUAGGAGAAGAGGGCACGGUCCCCCCGGACACAAGGACCUCUGAAGAAGCUCAAUAAGUGACGUUUGUCUCCUUAGUGGGCACAGGUUUAUACUGGCAAGAGGCCAUACACUUCAGACUGGGGGACCGGUAACUAUGCCCAGUGGUUGGGUAAUGCCAGCUGUGGUGUAAACAGGGUUCCCUGCUGCUGGCAUAUAAGCCACCCAUGUGCUGCUCGGCCUUACCGCCCCAGAGGUGCUAGCAGGCCCCGAAUGUACGUUGCUUGGUGAGGCUUGCGGGCGUUUAUUGGGGGGUAUUGAACUGUCUUUAUGAUGCCCAUCGCUGCUGGGGCUGCAGGGUCUGCACUUCUCUGCCUGUUUACAUUCUUAUUCCAACCAGGCAUCUUUAUGAUGACGCAACGCAAGACAUUAUGGGGUGCAAUCACCUAUAUCCUAAUAGGACCACCUGAACAUAUGGCGGCCAUUUUGGUGUUUUUUUAUGUUUGUUAAUGGUUAAGACUUAAUUUA
This is a messenger RNA of Hyla sarda, 3533 nucleotides long. RefSeq names its product family with sequence similarity 83 member G (gene SACK1G). The record is from RefSeq and is a predicted model, not a curated record. Bases 430 to 3072 code for a protein of 880 amino acids. The transcript is spliced from 5 exons. Lineage: Eukaryota; Metazoa; Chordata; Amphibia; Anura; Hylidae.